GCGAGAACGCCGACGAAGGCCUGGCCAAGGAAUCGGCAGGGGAAGCAAAGGCCAACAAGGAGAAGGCCUUAGAGGAGGCUCUGCAAGCAGUGAAAGCCGCGGCGAAGGAGCUGAAGGAAGUCGAAAGGGCGGCGUUACAUCGGAAGUUGGGGAAGGCCCGGAGAGAUCUCAAGGACUGGGACGGUGCCCAGGAAGCCUUCCUGGAGGCCGUGCGCUUUGAUCCGGGCGACGCAGACCUACGCAAGCUUCUGGGGCAAACGCUGCGCAUGCUCGGCAAAGGCGAC
This is a messenger RNA of Symbiodinium necroappetens, 284 nucleotides long. The record is from the annotation of a GenBank genome assembly. NCBI's taxonomy places the organism in Eukaryota, Dinophyceae, Suessiales, Symbiodiniaceae.